This is a messenger RNA of Exophiala spinifera, 1779 nucleotides long. RefSeq lists its product as uncharacterized. The record is from RefSeq and is a predicted model, not a curated record. The transcript is spliced from 3 exons. NCBI's taxonomy places the organism in Eukaryota, Fungi, Ascomycota, Eurotiomycetes, Chaetothyriales, Herpotrichiellaceae. Gene Ontology annotation, molecular function: monooxygenase activity; flavin adenine dinucleotide binding. The coding region runs from base 1 to 1779 and encodes 592 amino acids.
AUGCUGCCUUCCCGGCUGGUUCCAGAUAACUGUGACAUCCAAGAACCUGAGAAGUUGGCUCAGAAAACACUAGAAAAUGGGACUCUUGAUGCAAAUGCUCUGCAGCCCACCGCACUCUGGAGAGACCAUUUUGCGCUGACCGGACAGGCACGAACCUUCGACGGCCACGUGAAGAUUGCGGAGGAGUGGAACAGUCAGGCCAAGCGGUUGUCCCUGUCCAGCUUCAGGACUAAACCCGCGUUCAUUGUCACACCUGUGCCAGGUAGCUCGUGGAUUCAAGUGCCAUUCACGUUUACGACUCACGCGAUCAACGGGCUAGUGGGCGAGUGCACCGGUUUCGCCUGUUUCAUUCUGGAUGAGGAUGGGAGCUGGACAAUCUGGAUGCUGGUGACUUUGCUCGAGAAUUUCGCAGGCCACGGGCACCCAGAUGUCCCACUCCUAACUGAAAAGUCGCUCGGCGUGAAUGGUGAUUCCGUCACUAAAGGCGUCGUCGAGUCCAACAAUCGUUCCCACGAUAGUCAGCAUACCUUCGAUGUUGUCAUCAUCGGAGCAGGACAGUGUGGCCUGUCCGUGGCUGGUCGCGUCGGAGCGUUGGGUCUGAGAUAUGUGCUUCUGGAAAAGCGGGCCUCGAUAGGACAUAAUUGGAUCGGGCGGUAUGAGUCGGUGAGACAGCACACUGUCCGUGAGUACAAUAACCUGCCAUUCGAGCGCACCUGGCAUCCCACCGAUCCGCUGCUGCUUCCCGGGAAAAUCGUGGCCGAAGGGUUCGAAAACUAUGUUACAAAGUACAACAUCAAUCUGUGGACGAAUGCAGAGACCACAGGAGCCAAGUGGGUGGAGGAGGGCCGAGUAUGGACACUGGAUGUGACGGUCAAAGGAGCCGAGAAACGGACACUCGUCUGUCGCCAUCUUGUUAUCUCUGUUGGUGCCGGCAUGAGCGUCGAUAGGGACCCCAAGAUUCCAGGAACCGAGCGGUACGAAGGCAUUCUCUUACACUCGGGAGCUUACAAGCAUAGUCGGGACUGGGUAGCAAAGAAUGGCAUCGUCAUUGGAUCUGGCACCAUGGCACACGACAUCGCCGAAGACAUGUACAGAGCGGGCUUGCGAUCUAUCCAUAUGAUUCAGCGUAACAGGACGUGCGUCUAUCCAAUAGAAUGGGUGAUCAAAGGCCAAUCCAGUCACUACAAUCUCGAAGUCCCCACUGCCGCAGCAGAUGUCAUGUCAGCCGGACUACCUAAUAAGAUUUCACGCGACAUUGUCAAAAUCCAAUACGACAUGGCGACCAAGGCCGAAUCUGAACGUUUUGAUGCACUAGAGCGGGCUGGGUUCCGUGUCGAUCGCACAACACCCUUGAUGGACAACAUCAUGAUGCGAUAUGGUGGUUACUAUAUCGACAUCGGGGCAUCAGCACAUAUUGUCAGGGGCGAGAUCAAGGUCAAAUCCGGCGUUCCAAUCGCCGCUUUCACGCCUGAAGGUCUAAGGUUUCAGGACGGGAGCGAGCUCAAGGCCGAUGUCGUGGUCAUUGCUGUCGGACAGGAUCAUGACUAUCGUCAUCAGGUUGGGGAUAUUGUUGGACGAGACUUUGCCUCGCAGCUGGGGGAGUUCUGGGGACUGGAUGAAGAAGGAGAACUACGCAACGUGAUGAAACCAGCAGCUCCCGGAUUGUGGAUGUUUGGAGGCACCGCGCCUCAGGCACGCUGGUGGUCUCGAUUUGUUGCUCUAGCCAUCCAGUCCGACAAACUCGGCGAGCCGCUUCAAUGUAUCCAGCUGGCCGGGUAG